GUCUUCGGUUGUCUUCGUCUUCAUGUGAGGUCACAUGAACUGGCAGUCAGGCACACGUGCUCUACAUGUGGAUUGUUUACUGCCGGUAGAACCUUUUUAAUUGCGGAGUCAUCGCCUAAUCAAUAGCCACUUGGGCCGCGUGAGAGAACCGCUUCGGCCGUGAGACCCAAGGUGAGCGAUGGCAAAAAUCGCGGAUGGUGUGGACCCUGUAGCGGCGCUCGGAGCCGCGCAGUUGCUUACGAGGCCUGCGUCCGAGUUCGGCAACGAUCCCACCGUCGAAUCCCUGUGGGCCAUAAAAGCUGUCGAGCACAUGGAAGUCUACUUCAACCUGAUCAGCGCCGUCGAUCCAAAGAUCCUGAAGCUGACACCUCACGACGAAGCAAUAUACAAGGAAUUCAGGGAACGGUUCCCCGACUUGGAUGUCAAGCAUCUCGUGGAGUCCGAAAUCAAGACCGAAGAGUCAAAAAAGGAAUGGAGGGAAUUCUGUCUCAAGUUCGAGAAAGUCGUCGAAGACUUCAACUUCGCCACUCUACUCCGACUAAACAGCGAGAAAGAUUACGCUGAAGAAAACACGACGCUCGUUCCGAGGGUGCAGUUCUACGCGGUAGAAAUAGCGCGGAACAGGGAAGGCUGCAACGACGACGUAAGAAAAAACUAUGCACCAAAGCCACGAAACCGCGAGUGAU
This is a messenger RNA of Dermacentor andersoni, 686 nucleotides long. Its product is annotated as protein PBDC1. Gene Ontology annotation, cellular component: cytoplasm. Lineage: Eukaryota; Metazoa; Arthropoda; Arachnida; Ixodida; Ixodidae. The record is from RefSeq and is a predicted model, not a curated record.